AUGCCGCGUCAGCUUGGAUCAUCUCAAUCCCAACCGCCACCCACCUUCCCCGGCAGCUUCGCUGGCAAGGGAAAGUCCGCUCGCGCUGUACCAACAAGACAAAUACACCACCGCAGCCAGAAAACCGUCACGGGGCCCAUUAAAGGUCUUUGUCUUCCUCGCUUGCAAAGCCUCAACAAUAUUACAUCCGUUCUGAUCGUGCGACACGAGUCCCCCACAUGCAUCGCCGCCAUCCCGUCCAUCACAAUGCAGCCCAUGCAAAAGUACGACAAAGAGGAUGGGGCUAUUGGUGUCGACGAUUUGAAGCGCUGGCCCAUGGAGUCCGCUCUCGUUAGCUUUCUGGGCGCGUCUGGAGCGACCGCAUCGAUGGAAGCGCCAAUUGAUCACGGCUAG
Penicillium odoratum is the source of this 393-nucleotide messenger RNA. RefSeq lists its product as uncharacterized. The record is from RefSeq and is a predicted model, not a curated record. The transcript has 4 exons. The coding region runs from base 1 to 393 and encodes 130 amino acids. NCBI's taxonomy places the organism in Eukaryota, Fungi, Ascomycota, Eurotiomycetes, Eurotiales, Aspergillaceae.